This is a messenger RNA of Zalophus californianus (California sea lion), 1462 nucleotides long. It is a transcript of the gene NFU1, whose product is annotated as NFU1 iron-sulfur cluster scaffold. Gene Ontology annotation, biological process: iron-sulfur cluster assembly. Gene Ontology annotation, cellular component: mitochondrion. The coding region runs from base 650 to 1279 and encodes 209 amino acids. The transcript has 8 exons. The record is from RefSeq and is a predicted model, not a curated record. Gene Ontology annotation, molecular function: iron ion binding; iron-sulfur cluster binding. Lineage: Eukaryota; Metazoa; Chordata; Mammalia; Carnivora; Otariidae.
GUAUUUUGCACUGGCAACUCGUCAAACACCCAUUCUUAUACAGCAAAGGGCAGCACCGCAGCAGGUGAGUGCUCCGCGGGGGUCGGUCCAAGAUGAGAGGCUCUCUAAGCCCAGCCUAACAGAAGGAUAAGACAGAUCCACCUCAGGCCCAUGGUAGAAGGGCAGGCAUCUUGCUGGAAAAGGCCAGAACUCUUCCAAGGGGAUGCUCCAGGGAGUCUUUUGAGGCAGCCGUUGAGCUGGGCCCGGAGGGUGAGCAGCAUCCUCCGAGCGGCCCUACGGCCGCUUUAGGACCGGAAAACAGCAUUCCACCUGCAGGCCUCCGGCCCUCACGGCACCCACCAAGAAGGAAAGGUGACGCCCGGCUCCGCUUGCGUGCCGAGUCCCGCGUGCCUUACCGAGGACGCCUGCGCAAGUGUCUCCGGGGCAUCUCCCCGCCCUGGCGCAGGCUUACUGUGUAGGUGGGCGAAGGCGGUCGGCAGCCGCGGGCCAGCUCCUCCGGCUCCUCCGUAGCCGCGCCGCUCGCGGCCGGCAGGGUUCGCUCUCCGCGGAGCCUGUCCUGUUCCCGGCCGGCCAGCGCCUGCGCCUGCGCGGCGCUUCCGCCGCUCGGCGAAGGGAGAGAGCAGCCCCACUGCUGCGCGCUGGGACUAAGAUGGCAGCGGCGGCCCGGCUGGGCUGGGGAGCUGCGGCUGCUGCCGCGGGGCUGCGUAGGCGAUUAUGUCCUAUGAUGAAUCCAUACACCGUUAAGAAACAGCUUCUGCAUCAUUUUGUACAAAGACCACUUUUCCAACUGCCUGCAACCUUAUGUAACACAGUGAGACACAUGUUUAUUCAAACACAAGAUACCCCCAACCCCAACAGUUUAAAGUUUAUUCCAGGAAAACCAGUUCUUGAGACAAGGACCAUGGAUUUUCCCACACCAGCUGCAGCAUUUCGCUCCCCUCUGGCUAGGCAGUUAUUUAGAAUUGAAGGAGUAAAAAGUGUCUUUUUUGGACCAGAUUUCAUCACUGUUACAAAGGAAAGUGAAGAGUUAGACUGGAAUUUACUAAAACCAGAUAUUUAUGCAACAAUCAUGGAUUUCUUUGCUUCUGGCUUACCCUUAGUUACUGAGGAAACAUCUUCAGGAGAAGCAGGAUCUGAAGAAGAUGAUGAAGUUGUGGCAAUGAUUAAGGAAUUGUUAGAUACUAGAAUACGGCCAACCGUUCAGGAAGAUGGAGGAGACGUUAUCUAUAAAGGCUUUGAAGAUGGCAUUGUACAGCUGAAACUCCAAGGUUAUGGAUGAUGAAUCAGAUGAAAAAGAAGCAAACUCACCUUAAAAUAAUUAGAAUUUUCUUUGGGCCCAGCAGUUGGACUUAUUGAUAAUAUAUACAAAGCUUUUAUUGUUAAUCUGCUAAGGAACUUGAGGAUUAAUAAAAUAUGCCCCUUUUUCAGAGACUGAUACAUAAAUAUUGCAAUGUUUGCUUUA